Elgaria multicarinata webbii is the source of this 4995-nucleotide messenger RNA. RefSeq names its product 5'-3' exoribonuclease 2 (gene XRN2). Bases 66 to 2939 code for a protein of 957 amino acids. The record is from RefSeq and is a predicted model, not a curated record. NCBI's taxonomy places the organism in Eukaryota, Metazoa, Chordata, Lepidosauria, Squamata, Anguidae. The transcript is spliced from 30 exons. Gene Ontology annotation, cellular component: nucleus. Gene Ontology annotation, molecular function: 5'-3' RNA exonuclease activity; nucleic acid binding. Gene Ontology annotation, biological process: nucleobase-containing compound metabolic process.
CAUCGCCGUCGCCGGUCACUUCUCCGAAAAGCUUGGGGGGUUCCGAGCACUUGAGGGGGCGGAUAAUGGGGGUUCCGGCCUUCUUUCGGUGGUUGAGCCGCAAAUACCCGUCUAUCAUCGUGCACUGCACCGAAGAGAAGCCUAAAGAAUGUAAUGGUAUAAAAAUUCCAGUUGACACCAGCAAGCCGAAUCCCAAUGAAGUUGAAUUUGAUAACCUGUAUUUGGAUAUGAAUGGCAUCAUCCAUCCUUGUACACAUCCUGAGGACAAGCCAGCUCCCAAAAAUGAAGAUGAAAUGAUGGUAGCCAUUUUUGAGUAUAUUGACAGGCUGUUCAACAUUGUCAGGCCUAGACGGCUUCUCUACAUGGCAAUAGAUGGAGUGGCUCCCCGUGCAAAAAUGAACCAGCAAAGAUCCAGAAGAUUCAGAGCAUCAAAGGAAGGAGUGGAGACCGUAGAAGAGAAGCAGAGAAUAAGACAAGAGAUCUUGGGAAAAGGUGGCUUUCUUCCUCCAGAAGAAAUAAAAGAAAGAUUUGACAGCAAUUGUAUUACUCCAGGAACGGAGUUUAUGGACAAUCUUGCUAAAUGUCUUCGCUAUUAUGUUGCUGAUCGUUUAAACAAUGAUCCAGGAUGGAAAAAUUUGACGGUUAUUUUAUCUGAUGCGAGUGCUCCUGGUGAAGGUGAACACAAAAUCAUGGAUUACAUACGAAGGCAAAGAGCUCAACCGAACCAUGAUCCAAACACUCACCACUGUUUAUGUGGCGCUGAUGCUGAUCUCAUUAUGCUUGGAUUAGCUACACAUGAACCAAAUUUUACUAUAAUCAGAGAAGAAUUUAAGCCUAAUAAACCUAAGCCGUGUGGUCUUUGCAACCAGUUUGGACAUGAAGUUAAAGAUUGUCAAGGUCUGCCAAAAGAAAAGCAGGGGGAGCACGAUCAAUUUGCAGAUUGUCCUCCUGGGAUGGAACAAGAAUUUAUCUUUAUUCGCUUAUGUGUUUUGAGAGAAUAUUUGGAAAAAGAACUAACGAUGGCCAGUUUGCCUUUCCCUUUCGAUGUCGAAAGAAGUGUUGAUGACUGGGUUUUCAUGUGUUUCUUUGUGGGAAAUGACUUUCUGCCUCAUUUACCCUCGUUAGAGAUCAGAGAGGGAGCAAUUGACCGUCUAGUGAACAUUUAUAAAAACGUCGUGCACAAAACUGGAGGGUACCUUACAGAAAAUGGCUACGUCAACUUGCAAAGAGUGCAGAUGAUCAUGUUAGCUGUUGGAGAAGUUGAAGAUAGCAUUUUUAAGAAGCGAAAAGAUGAUGAGGAAAAUUUCAAAAGAAGACAGAAGGAAAAAAAGAAAAGAAUGAAGAGGGAACAACAUUCUAUGGCUGGAGGGCAGUUUACCCCACAACCUUUGGGGAGGGGAAAUAGAUCAAGCCAUCAGCCAAUCAGUAAUCCAAGGCAUACGGCCUUUGAAAUGAGAAUGCAGGACAGACAAAAUACAACUCCUUCAGCUUCUCCUAAUACCAGCUUCACAUCUGAUGGUACGCCAUCCCCAACAGGAGGAAUUAAACGAAAAGCAGAGGACAGUGACAGUGAACCUGAGCCUGAAGAUAAUAUCAGGUUAUGGGAAGCAGGCUGGAAGCAGCGGUACUACAAAAACAAAUUUGAUGUUGAUGUCUCCGAUAAAAAAUUCCGCCGUAAAGUUGUACAGUCUUACGUGGAAGGGCUUUGCUGGGUUCUCAGAUAUUAUUAUCAGGGCUGUGCCUCCUGGAAAUGGUAUUAUCCUUUCCAUUAUGCACCGUUUGCUUCAGAUUUUGAAGGGAUCACAGACAUGCCCUCAGACUUUGAAAAGGGAACCAAACCGUUCAAACCCCUUGAACAACUUAUGGGAGUCUUUCCAGCAGCCAGUGGUAACUUUCUCCCAACAACUUGGCGAAAACUUAUGAGUGAUCCGGAAUCAAGUAUAAUUGACUUCUACCCUGAAGAUUUUGCUAUUGAUUUGAAUGGGAAGAAAUUUGCUUGGCAAGGUGUUGCUCUGUUGCCAUUUGUUGAUGAACGUCGUCUGAGAGCUGCUCUUGCAGAGGUGUAUCCUGACCUCACUUCUGAAGAAACCAGAAGAAAUAGUCUUGGUGGUGAUGUUCUCUUUAUUGGAAAGCAUCAUCAACUUCAUGACUUCAUUCUUGAACAGUAUAAGUCGGGUGAAAAAGAGCCAGUAGACAUGCCCCCUGAACUGUGUCAUGGUAUUCAAGGAAAACUUACAAUGAAUGAAAAUCCAGUUCUGCCAGAUGAGACAGUGCACUCUCCUGUGCCAGUGCUGCGUGAUCUGACACAGAAUUCUGCAAUAAGUAUCAACUUUAAAGACCCGCAGUUCCAAGAAGACUUUAUUUUUAAGGCAGUGGUCUUAUCUGGAGCGAAAAAGCCUCCACCAGUUCUGAAACCUGGUGACUGGGAGAAAACUAAUAAUGAUGGUAGACCUUGGAGGCCGCAGCUUGGCUUUAACCGUGACAGGAGACAGGUUCACUUGGACCAGUCAUCAUUCAGAACAUUAGGCCAUGCAAUGUCAAGGGAUAGAGGACAGUCAGGAAGUGGAGUUUACAGCAAUAUUGCUCCCCCUGGAGCUUACAAUCAAGGAAACACAUAUAGACCACUGCUGGGUAGACCGCAACAACAGAUUCCAAAAUUGUUAUCAAACCUUAGGCCCCAAGACUCCUGGCAAGGUCCUACACCUCUGUUUCAACAACCACCACAAAGAUUUGACAGAAAUUCUGGGGCCACCCCUCUUCUUGCUUGGAACCGCAUGCCCCACUCCCAGGGACCAUCAUAUCAACAAAAUCAGUACCAAGGUCCAGGUGGACCAAUGAAUUAUCCACAAAGGCCCAAUGACCGGAGGGAUCGGGGAAGACAGGGUUAUGGAAGACCUUACCCAUUGCCACCCUCUUCUGGAAGAUACAAUUGGAAUUAGUCUUUUGGCAUUUUCCACAAUUUAAAAUCUGUUUUUAUGAUCAUUUAUCAUCUGAGUAGUUAUCAGAUGAUAAUCUUUCUUUUUAAACUGUACAUUUUUACUGAGAAGAUUUGAUAUGAUGCGUAUGUUGCUUUACAACUGUAUUGCAGAAUACAAUUAAUACUUAUUUGCUUGUGUGAACAUCUAAUGAAGCAAGAGUACUGUUCUGUCUUUAGUGUGGGUUUUAUAGCAUUACAUUUACAUUGUUGAUGACUUUCGAUUUCACAUCAGAAUAUUCCUUAGGUUCACAAUUCCAAAAAUGUUUAACAUUAGAAAAAUAGCAUUGAAAAGAUCAACAGAAAUAUGCACAAUUGUGUGUAAUUGUGGAAGUUGACUUAGAAAGCCAUCUACAAGGACCGAAUCUUAAAAGACUUUUUCAGUAUUCCUUCUGAUUGCUUCAUUGAUGUAUUUGUCCCUUUGAAAACAUGAUUGCUGAACUCACAAGUAAAAGUCAACUUUUACAAAACCUGCGUGGUCUUUAUUAUGACAUUUAACUCAUAUUAUGGAAUUAAACAAGAAGUUCUUAACUUUAGUUGAAUCAUGCCAAUAUUGGUGUUCAAACAUCAUAUAAAUGGAUCUGAAACAAUGAACUCUUGAGUUUCAUCUGCAGGUCACUUAUAUUUUUGCCCACAUAAAGCAAACUCUGUGUGUGUGUGUGUGUGUACGUACGUGCAGCUGUGAGAGAGGGAGAGAAGAAAAACCUUAUUUCCUUAACUACUUAAAUGUUGACUUGCUAGCAUAAGGCUUUUCCCACAUUGUUUAGAUACUAAGGGGUGUCUAGCUGGUCCCUUCUCCACAUCAUUAGGUUGUGUACCACUAUUCCACAAACUCCGCUUUUUGCUCUUAGGAGGACAACAUGAAAAUCCCACAUGGUGGGGGGUGCAAUUUUAGCAGGUGAGAAGUGACUGAAUUGAGCCCAAAUGGUAAAUUUCAGAAAACUAUAGUCUUUAAUGUUCACUUGAUGUCAUCAUCCUCAGAUGCUAUAUAUUUUAAUAUAUGUGUUCAGAUAUUCACUCCACUAGUUAUCAACUGAUGAGAAAUUGCAGCUGCAAUACUUACUUGAGAGUAAAUCUAAUUGAACUUCAUAGAGUAUUUCUGAGUAGACAUGCAUAGGAUUGCAUUCUAUAUGAGGGCUAUGGAGGCCACACUCUAGUUCAUUGGUUCCCAAAGUGGGCGGUGGGAUUGCAUAGAGGGGCACUAAGAGGCAAAGGGGCGGCAGGGGGGCGCUCGAGGUGGUCUUUUCCGAGAAGCGCCUCUCCAGAAGGUCUUAAAACCCAGGGACAUUUUUAUGGGAGAAGGUAGUUUGGUCCCAAGCCAUCUAGGGGAAGAAUCCACACAUGUAUUCAUACCGUUUAAGAAGAGUCCUUUUAACGGUGAAUUGAAAUGUUUCAAAAGCACCAAAACGCUAAUGAAGAGACAUACCCUGCUUGGUGUGCCCUGCCACACCGGCUGCAAAACAGGCAUUCGCUCUCUUUUCCUUCCUUCCCUUGGCAAGCCUGUGGCAAGUGCUUCCCAUUUAAAGGGGCCAAUUGAGCUACAAAAUGACAUUGAGCUGAAGCCAAAAUUUAAGAAAUCAUACCAGGAGUUUUGGUUACAGAAGGAAAUUUCUGAUCACUAUCCUGCACUAUGGAGAGUGGUUUAGAAGCUCCUGGUUGCAUUUCCAACAUCAUAUUUGGUGGAAUGUGGUUUUAGUGUGGUCUGCCUAAUUCUCUCUAAGAAAAGAAAUUGACUCCAGAUUACUAAAUGUAGUGAUUUAGGAAUCAUGUUAAGUGAUUUUAAACCAGACAUUGGGAAAGUGGUAACACUUCAUCAAGCCCAUUCAUCACAUAAAGAAUUUACAGAAUAGUGAGGUACUCUACCCUAGUUACUAAAUGUGAUGUCUAAUAUUCUUGCUAAAUGACUAUCAGACUUUGAAAAGAUGAUAUCACUGGAUCAUGUUCAUCAGUUAUGUUUAAUUGAAUAUACUAAAAAAAUGUAAUUGGAUUUUGAAUAAAUAUUCAAUUGUUACUGUUUUGAA